Diutina rugosa is the source of this 1566-nucleotide messenger RNA. RefSeq lists its product as uncharacterized. The record is from RefSeq and is a predicted model, not a curated record. Lineage: Eukaryota; Fungi; Ascomycota; Pichiomycetes; Serinales; Debaryomycetaceae. The transcript has a single exon. The coding region runs from base 1 to 1566 and encodes 521 amino acids.
AUGGAGACUCCGAUUGAAUUACUUUACCAGUUACCCCAAUUGAGAUUUGAGGCGUACCAGGCUGAUAUCACCAACGAAACGGAUCAAUUCAACGCUUGGCUAGACUAUCUAGCCAACGUGGAGGUUCCCGAAAGGUUACUGCUGCCAAUCGAGUGCGAUAAACCCGCUCAGGUCAAUAUGGCCAAGUUCACUGAAACAGCAAUUGCCGAUCAAGUACUGGCUUUAACCAUGGAUACUUGCCAUUUUGAACCUGGUAACUUUGAGGCAGUGGUCCCCCACCUCACGCAAUUGUACCACUGGACUGAUUACAUGCCGCCCGCCUAUGUCGGCCGUUUGGUUGUGAACGUGUUUUGCAAUACUUAUCAUUACCCCAAAUCCAUUGAGAUUUUCCUUGAUGCUGUUUUUGAAUGGAAAUGGCUGAUUCAGAAUGACCCCAUCAACGAAACCGGCAGAGGUCAGAUUCGAGGGAUGAUUAUGCUCCUCCUCAACGUGUUGGCAGCACUGGCCUGUGCUACUGAUGAAGAAGCUAAUGCUUGGAAAGUGAAGCAUUUUGGAGAAUUGAUUGAACCGCCAUGGUCUCUAAAUGUUGUGGACACCAUUGGCACUAUCGUGGACCAGGAGUGGCUAUUCUAUAAACCACCAACGGGAUCCAAAUUGGACUUCCUCGAUUGGAUUGACGACAUUAUCAACCCUAAAGUGCCAGCAGCUGUUACUUCCGAUGGUAACCAACGGACGGAAACCGACCAGAACGAUCGUGACCCACAGUCCCUGCAUCUUGGUUUAUACUUCGAGUUUCUUGAGAAGCGAACUGCUAUCGGUUCCAAUGUCGACAAAGCUACCUUGAAGAGCUUUAUUGCAAUAACUUUAAACGAAAUGUGUGACGCUCAUAUGACCAACACUGAUGAUACGAUGGCGGGGCUCAGAAAAACCGUGGACGUCUUACUCAAAACUGUGUCGUCACAGUCUACUAUUCCAGACCAACAAACGUUUGAGUUGGCGACGCUGAAGCUCGUAUCGGCAACAAUGUACGAAUUGCUUAUUGCCAGAAUUGGGUCGAUGUCACCCAUGGCCCACUUUGGAGACUCCGAGCUGUGUACGUUUGUGGCGCUGCGCCUGAUCAUUAGCAAAUUCAAACACAAGCAACCGUAUAAGCAAGCUGUUUUCGGAGAUGAGAUUAUGGUGGAGGGGACGGGGACGCUCAAGCUAGUUGACGACAGUGGCCAUUCCUACGCGAUGAAGGCUCUCUACUCGCCACUGUCGAUGGGUAAAACCUUCACUGUGGGACCACGGCCAGCACCUAAACAGGUGACAUUGCUGGAGACCACUCCCGCCGUAGUGAGGUACGAAGUGUUUUUACAACACUGCCGACUCGUGCGCAGAAUUGGUAAGUCCCUUUCUAUUUAUGAAGGUAAUAACGGGGGGAAGCUCUACUUUAUGAUACGCACUAUGCUGUACCCAUUAAGAGUACUGCCCAAGCUCGGAGCCAUGCUUGAAGCCUGGGCCACUGUCAGUGAGCAGUUGUCUCUGACGGAAAAGAAAAUGAAAGAAUUAGGUCUAUUAGUUUAA